This is a messenger RNA of Asterias rubens (European starfish), 1857 nucleotides long. Its product is annotated as fizzy-related protein homolog. Gene Ontology annotation, cellular component: anaphase-promoting complex. Gene Ontology annotation, biological process: anaphase-promoting complex-dependent catabolic process; positive regulation of anaphase-promoting complex-dependent catabolic process; positive regulation of ubiquitin protein ligase activity. Gene Ontology annotation, molecular function: ubiquitin ligase activator activity; protein binding; anaphase-promoting complex binding. The transcript has 13 exons. The coding region runs from base 378 to 1856 and encodes 492 amino acids. The record is from RefSeq and is a predicted model, not a curated record. Lineage: Eukaryota; Metazoa; Echinodermata; Asteroidea; Forcipulatida; Asteriidae.
UUUGUUUUCAAAAUUCGCUUUGUCAAAAAAAUACAACACUCAUUACAACAUUUUCCAACAAGUUGUGCUAUUUAUUUAGGAAGGAAAAUCUCCAACACAAGAGGUGUAUGAAUCGUGUAUAUGCAAUGUUGCUUGUUGGAGCUCAUCCGUACAUUUAGCAUCGCUGCUGUAAUUAGUCAUGCCAUCUCGACACGAUAAGAAGAAGAUCUCAACUCAAGUAUAGCCAGUAACCAGCUUGGCAUACAUGUAAUCACCUUCAGAACCAGAUAAACAAUUGAUCAAAUCCUGACAAGCAUUCUGCUAGCUGUGUUCUCUUAACAGUCAACAUGGGCUCUAGCUAGAUCGGAACAAUACAAGAACUUUUAUAAUAAAGCAAGAUGAAUCAGGACUAUGAGAAACGACUUCUUAGUCAGCAGAAUGGCCAAGGAUCUGUGGGCUCUCCGAUAUUAACACCGUUGUCUCCUGGUCAAGCUGCAUCCCCUAAUAAAGACAGAUACAGCGACAGAUUCAUUCCAAGUCGUGCAGGGACCAACUGGUAUGUUGGAUUUAACUCAAUUCAAGAGCAGAAUGAAGAGUUACCGACGGCAACGAGAAGACCUAAAGAUGAGACUGAUACCAGCAAAGGUAAGGCUACAGACAUGCUAGCCUACCACUGUCUCCUGAAGAACGAGCUUCUUGGAGCUAACAUUGAUAAGAUUAAAGACCCACAGUGUGAAGAUAGGCGGAUGGUUAGCCCACAGAAGGCCAAGAGAAAUCUAUUCCAGUAUAGCGUCCAAUCCAAGAGACCCAGCGUGGCUAAGAGUGAAGACUCUUCAUCAUAUUCACUAUCACCCGUAGGGAGUAAAAGCCAAAAGCUUUUACUUUCACCUCGUAAACCAAUGCGUAAGAUAUCCAAGAUUCCCUUCAAGGUGCUCGAUGCUCCGGAACUACAAGAUGAUUUCUAUCUUAAUCUGGUCGAUUGGUCCUCAACGAAUAUCCUGAGUGUUGGUCUGGGAACCUGUGUCUAUCUAUGGAGUGCGUGUACAAGUCAGGUAACUAGACUAUGUGAUUUAUCAGUGGAUGGUGAUACAGUGACAUCGGUAUCUUGGAAUGAAAGGGGCAAUUUAGUUGCUGUAGGAACACAUAAGGGACUGGUACAAGUAUGGGACUCGUCUACCCAGAAGCGGGUCAACACACUUAAAGGUCACUCGGCAAGAGUAGGUGCUUUGGCAUGGAAUGCAGACAUGUUAUCAUCGGGUAGUAGGGAUCGAAUGAUUCUACAGAGAGAUGUACGCACCCCUACCACCCCGGAGAGACGUCUUGCCGGGCAUCGACAAGAAGUUUGCGGCUUGAAAUGGUCACCUGAUCAUCAACAUCUAGCCUCAGGAGGCAACGAUAAUAAGUUAUUUGUUUGGAACAACUCAAGUCUAACGCCAGUGCAGCAAUACACUGAACAUCUAGCUGCCGUUAAAGCCAUAGCUUGGUCACCCCAUCAGCAUGGUCUACUAGCCUCAGGGGGCGGUACGGCCGAUCGAUGUAUCCGUUUCUGGAAUACGUUAACUGGACAACCACUGAACUCAGUAGAUACAGGCUCACAAGUCUGCAAUCUUGCCUGGUCCAAACAUGAUAAUGAAUUGGUGAGCACACACGGUUAUUCACAGAAUCAGAUACUGGUAUGGAAGUACCCAUCAUUGGUAGAAGUAGCCAAGCUGACUGGGCAUACCUAUAGAGUCUUAUACCUGGCUGUAUCUCCUGAUGGGGAAGCUAUAGUAACGGGAGCUGGGGAUGAAACUCUAAGGUUCUGGAAUGUCUUCAGCAAAUCAAGAUCAUCAAAGGAAUCCAAAUCCGUCUUGAAUCUAUUUAAUCAUAUUAGAUAAA